GGAGCGUCUGAUGUGCCCGACGGUCCCAGGAAGCAGCGGUGCUUAUUUCAUAUUUUAUAGCGAUUUAGACGGAGGAAGCGUUGAAUUUCGAGGUCAGGGUGUACAAAUGAAGAAAGUAAAAUAAUUUCAAAUUAUUUUAGGUUAGCUUGCUGGCGACGUCAGGGGACUUUUGUUAUGAUUUGGCGUUGAUAUCGACGAUGUUUACGGUGCUGCCUUAUAAGUUCCUCUAAAGGGUGGCCAAUAACUGGAGCCUUUAGCCUUCAACUGCCUAAAUAUUAGGCAGGAAAAUACGAAGAAACACAUCAUAUUUCUCUUAUAUCGUGGGGUGGCGGCAAGCCAAUAAUUGACUCUGGAGCAGGACACGGAGGAUAGUAUGGCCAUGACGGGAGGGACUGCAGCUGCCCUUCCCAUGAGCAACCACACUCGAGAGAGGGUGACUGUGGCCAAGCUGACAUUGGAGAACUUCUACAGUACUCUGCUCACCCAGCACGAGGAGCGAGAGAUGAGGCAGAAGAAGCUGGAGAAGGCCAUGGACGAAGAGGGUUUGCCAGACGAGGAGAAGGUAAUGCGCCGCUCGCAGCAUGCCCGUAAGGAGACUGAAUUUUUACGACUCAAGAGGACGCGACUUGGCCUUGAUGACUUUGAGUCCCUGAAAGUUAUUGGACGAGGUGCUUUUGGAGAGGUCCGUUUGGUGCAGAAAAAAGACACAGGGCACAUUUACGCCAUGAAGAUCUUGAGGAAAGCAGACAUGCUGGAGAAAGAGCAGGUUGCUCAUAUCCGGGCAGAGAGGGAUAUUCUGGUGGAGGCAGACGGUGCCUGGGUGGUCAAGAUGUUUUACAGCUUCCAGGACAAGAGGAACCUCUACCUCAUCAUGGAGUUCCUGCCUGGAGGUGACAUGAUGACCCUGCUGAUGAAAAAGGAUACUCUGUCUGAAGAGGCCACUCAAUUCUACAUUGCAGAGACGGUUCUGGCCAUCGACUCCAUCCACCAGCUAGGCUUCAUCCACAGAGACAUCAAACCAGACAACCUGCUGUUGGACUCCAGGGGACAUGUGAAGCUGUCAGAUUUUGGUCUGUGUACGGGAUUGAAGAAGGCUCAUCGCACAGAAUUUUACAGGAACCUGACGCACAACCCGCCCAGUGAUUUCUCCUUUCAAAAUAUGAACUCCAAAAGGAAAGCAGAAACCUGGAAGAAGAACCGGAGACAGCUGGCUUAUUCUACUGUGGGAACGCCAGACUACAUUGCUCCUGAAGUCUUCAUGCAGACGGGGUACAACAAGCUGUGUGACUGGUGGUCUCUGGGCGUCAUCAUGUAUGAAAUGCUCAUCGGUUACCCACCUUUCUGCUCCGAGACACCACAGGAGACAUACAGGAAGGUGAUGAACUGGAAGGAAACACUUGUCUUCCCACCUGAAGUCCCCAUCUCAGAGAGGGCCAAAGACUUGAUAUUAAAGUAUUGCACUGAUGCUGAGAACAGGGUUGGAGCAGUGAGUGUGGAAGAGAUCAAGAGUCAUCAGUUUUUUGAGUCAGUGGACUGGGAGCACAUCAGGGAGCGGCCAGCAGCCAUCUCCAUUGAAAUCAAGAGUAUUGACGACACCUCAAACUUUGACGACUUCCCUGAAUCAGACAUCCUUCAGCCAGCCAAUGCAACGGAGCCAGACUUCAAAUCGAAGGACUGGGUGUUCCUCAACUACACAUACAAACGCUUUGAGGGUCUGACCCAGCGAGGCACCAUCCCCACAUACAUGAAGGCAGGGAAGGCCUGACAUGCCGAGAUGGGGAGAUGGCGUUGUGGAGAAAAAAACAGACGUUUACGGACACAGGGUCGGGCCGUGGAGCCCCGCUGGUGCUGAAGGCUGCGCUGUCAGCCUCUCAGUAUAAAUUUAACCCUCAUCACAAGUUAUUUAGGUCUGCUCGGCCGCUGCAAGAACACCAAGAGCUCGGAAAUUAAGGAGCGUUACCGCAUUACCUCGGUUGUUUAUAUCGUAUACACGUGCCGUCUUUAGCCAUAGCUCUCAGGCCAGCUCACUAACUAGGACACUAAAUCAGCAUAUCUGCAUGUUCAGCGGCAUACUGCUUCUGGAGAGGAUUUUUUUUACUGCCGUGGGAAUGAGGAUCGAGUACAAAUCACUGCUUCGACAUCUUCACAGCGAUAGUUUCUACACUGGCGGCUAAAUUAGCUCUGCUGCAAACAUAGUUUAUAAUACUGAAGACAAGCUCUAUACACUGUAGACAACUCUGAAAGAUUACUGAGUAAGAACUGGUACCCCUCAGUCGUUCUCGUCCAUACUGUUAUAGCCUGUUUGUGGAUUUUAAAGGAAGGUUCCAGCAUGAUUUCUAUUGUUUUGGCUCACUUUCUGCUUUGUAUUUGAAGGGAUACUUUACCCCCAAAUGACCUUUUGUAUAUCAGUUAAUCACCAUGUGUUAUGUUGAAUUUGUGUAGAAAACUUUGUUUUUCUUGCAUGCCAACACUCUGAAUGAAGAAUCCAAAACCAUAGAAGAUUCUUGGUGAAUUGAAGUCAUAGGGGUCCAUGUUUAACAACCAAAAAACUAUAUCUGAACAUCUGCUUACAAACUCUCAGACAACUCGUGCAGUGUAAUCCAAGUCUCAUGUAUCUGUUGUAUGCUCAGUACUUCUUAAACAAACUGCCCUUUCCAAUGGGGGACUGAAUUCAAUGUAGCACAGGGUGAGUAAUUGAUAUACAAAUGGUAAUUUGGGGGGGGAUGAGGCAUUCCUUUAAGAGCUACUCCCACUGACAAAGAUAGCAUCCAUUUAAAUUUACAAAGUGAGGAAAAUCUGUAAUGCAUUUUUAAACUGGAACCUGGUGCAACCUCAACAUCAGCUUUUCUUUAUAUCAGAGGAGACAGCUACUGAAGAUCAUAGUGGUACUUGUUAGCAAAAUGCUAGUUAGCAAAAUGCUAGUGGAGCUUAGUUGUUAUCAAACUUGUCUGAGACAGUUGUAGGUACUCUAUGUUUAGCAUGCUAGCAGCAUAGCUACCACUGUUGGAUGGAUUGUGUGAUGACAUUUGGCAUACGCUUUCAUGUCCCUUUGGUGAUCCCUUACCUUAACGUCUAGCACCAUCGUCACAUCAAAUCUCUCCGUCAGAUGCUUUUGUUUCUGACCAGAUAUUUCUAAAACUAAUGACGUUCCCAUCAGCAUCAGCUGUACAAGUGCUAAUUAGCAUGCUACCAUGCUAAACUAAGAUGGGGGACAUGUUAACAUGUUGUCUGUGGAUGUUAGUAUGCUGAUGUUAGCAUUUAGCUCAAUACAUCUGGGAAUUCUUUAGGUGUAAACGUUUUUUUUUUUGUUUGUUUUUUUAAUCGUAAUCACAGUAUGAUUAUUUUUUGCCUGUGAUGGAGGAGAUUGAAUUGAACAUGUCUUUCUAGUAACAUUAGCAUCAAACAGAUAGAAAAUAUAAAACAAAAGAGCAAAAACCCAGAUCAUGCUGGAAUCCUCCUUUAACCCUCCUGGUGGUGGUAAACACAGUGCGACUUUGUGUCAGCCCUGCGGGACAUCUCUUCCUGUGGCACUGCCUCAGCGCUGUUGCUUUUCUCACAGAGGAACAACUUGUUGCCAGGAAACGUGUGAAUGCAGUUUGCCCUGUGCUUGACAUCCGUUACUGUGGAGUGUUGCCCAUUCACACGUAAGCCAAACAAAGUGCAGAGUGUGCCACUUCCUUCAGAGCCCCUCGUGUGGUUCAGAUCAGUGCCACAGUAAUUGAUCAUUUCCCCCUGAUUUUAAUUCUAGCGAGCCCAGGGGCCAAUCGCUUCCUUAUUAGGUGGACGAAACAUGCAAAGUGCCUUUAAAUAGCUGAGAAAUAUUUAACCGGAUAUUCUACGGAUGUUAUCAGAGACUAAACAGAAGGUAUUGAUUACUAUUAGAUAUAAUAAAACUGUUUGAAGAAGGGAAAAAAGUCUGUCUCUUAAAGUAAAUGGAAAGCUCUGAUGUGUCGGUUAUAUUUAGUGUGUCUGCAGAGUGAUAAAACACUUGACGUGAUAAAGGUGAUAAAACAGAAACAAAGGCAGAAUAGAAAAAUUGCAGGUUUUUAUAGGUUAGAUAAUUAAACCAGGGGCUCAUAAAAACAGAAUGCGCCAAGGCAAACACAAUGAACAAAGUGUCGUUGUUUGUCAAGUUAAGAUUAAACUAAAAUAGAAACUAAAUAAGAGUAGAUCAACACGGUGGAUAUCUUAGACACGUGUAAGGUUUUUGUCUGUCUCAUUUUAAUUCAAGUAUCCACUGGAUGUAUUUAAUGUUAUUUUCCCCCCUCGAUCUUAGAAGCUAAUGUCCUGUCUUUUUCAACAAAACCAACCAUGUAACCAACAUGUCUGCUCAGAGUUGUGACUAGACACAGCGCUAAACAUAGUUACCAAAGAACUCUGAUCAUCACACAUCGUGAUCUGAACACAUAUUCAGAUGUAGCUGUCGCUUAUCUGCACUUAACUGAAAACUACCUUUAAAAAAAACAACAACAAAAAAAAAAACACCUUUCCAAGAGAGCUAAACUUGGCUAAGGAAUAAUUUGCCAUUUUUAUUUCUAGAAAACGAGUGAGCAGAGACAGAUGUUUCUCAGUUAGCACAUCUGUUAAGUGUCAAAACACAAGCUAUAAAUGUACACACAGGCACAGGACAUAUACCGAGGACUCUUACCAUGUUGAACUCAAGUUCAGCUGUAGCCAUCACAGGAAUCCCAUAUUAAACUGUGUGUGGUGCUAUUUCUGAGGAAUUGAUAGGGAACGUUUGUGGUCUUGCAGUUUGAUGAAGUAGAUUGGUGUAUGAUGAUACACCUGUACCAGUGUGUCUUCUUAUAUUUUAUCUGUUUAAACUGGAAUUCAUCCAGUUAGUCCUGUUAGGCCAAGAGCGCACCGUAAGGACUUGGAGUUGCAUUACAUAAGCAAUGUGCAAGGGUUGUAUAUUUCUGCAUUAUUUAUUAUUUUUCAUGUGUGUUGAUAGAUGAGAUGUUGUGCUGAUAUUCUGUAUAUUUAAAUCGGAUGAUUUUCAUAUCAAUUGGUUUCCCUAACAUUUUAAAGGGGCACUCCAGUGAUUGUAGAAUUGCAUCCAUAGAAAUAGAAUGAGAGUAGAAUGGACAUUCAAAUCGUCAGAGAGGCAGCCAUGUUUAUGUGUACUAAUGUCAUUGCAAGUGUUGUAGUGGGCCAACUUUUGUAUAUACUACCAUAUAAACAAACCAACUUGCGGCUAGUCAUGCACUCACUGAGGUGAGGUUUUGCCGUUAUACCGAACGAGUAGUGGAGAAUUACUUUUUUAAAUUAGCAGUCCGUUCAUUUUAAAAUAUUACUGUAACUGCUAUUUCCAUGUUUCUUUUGUUUGUUGAAACAUUAUGUAAUAUUACUGAGACUGAGGGGAUAAACAGCAUGCAUAUGAGCAUAUUUUUUACAUCUAAAGCCCCGAUCAUACAGAAAACAUUUUAGCAGCUGGAGGUGCCUUUUUGUUAUUGGUUUUAUUAAGAAUGAAGCUUUUUACUCAGCCGUUUUUGCAUUGCUCCUGCACUCAAGGCGCCUUGCGUUUUGUGGAGCGCUCUGAACUCCUCGAGUUGAAAAAACUCAGAGUGGAAAAGCACUCCACAUCAUUUCUUUUUCAUCAUCUUUUUUCCCAUUGUCCAAUCAGAUGAUUUGAGAGGCGGGCCUUCUGUGGUGCACAGGACAGCAUGUUUACAGUUAGUAAACAAUGGAGGAGAAACUGGUGGUAGUGGUUGCUAGAUACCCAGAGCUACGGCCCAACGAUAGACAGCAGGUUGUCAAACUGCCUCCAAGUCAUCCUAAAAUAUGUCUGGAAACUGCCAUCGCCAAUGCGAAGCUCCUGGACCAACUGGUGGUACUCCCCGUGAUCCACCCUCUUUUUCAGGGUCUCAUGUACCCACACAGAUCUCAGAAAAACAAACAGUAGAUUGAUUACAUGGGAAGGUUAGGGUAAGGACGCGAUGGGGUAAAAAGAUGCAGCAAUUUAAAAAAAAAAAAAAAAAAAAAGUGAUGCGCCUGGCAUUUUGCAACUUGCAAAAUGCUUUCUGUGUGAUUGGGGCCUAACUCAGUGACUUAAAGAUUCAUUUUGACUAACCCAGAGCUGGUGAUUGUUAAAACAGUAGACUAACUUAACUAGACGACUAACAAAAUUAGCUGAGAUGGUUUUAUGUUGUUUUUGUCGAGUGUGUUUUUAACCAUGAGUAAACAAAGAAAUUAAGCUAACAUAAGUUAGGAAGAUGAAAGAAAGAAACUUGGAUUGGUUUGUAGUUGCAUUUUUCUUUUCAUAAGGAAAAGACCCCACUGACAUGUUGUCACCGUAUAAACAAUUGCCAUUUUAUUUUAUACUAGUCCAGUGGCCACAGGAAACAGCUCAAUGUCCAUUCUAUUCAUUCUAUUUCUAUGACCACACCUCUGUAAAGCUAGGGACAAAUUUUUAAAAAAUGGUUACAAUUGUUGCAGCAGAGGCUGAGAUAUCUUUACCCUUAGUCCCUUGUAUGGUCAAAGUUAAAAAAAAAACAAAACAGUUUGUCCUACACUUCCCAUAAUGCAACUUGAUAGCAGCUUUGAUCAUUCUCCUCCUGUCUUGUAUAAAUGCCUGUCUUUCAAACAUGCCCCAUUUGUGAUGCAGCCUUUAUAAAUUGGUAGUCUCUCAAAGCAGAGGUAACCGUUAUGACAUCAUCGUGACAUCAUCAGGGUAAUUUCAGUGACAUUUGAGAUCUUGGUGUGAAAAAACAAUGGAGUGCCCCUUUAAUUACAAACAGAAGAUGUCCUAAAACAUACAUGUGUAGUCUCAUAUCACACAGACAACCCUGAUUGGCCAGUAUUUCGCCCAUACUAAAAAUCAAAAUGUGUGAUUCUAACUCAAAUGUCAUCAAAGCUAAGACCAGUGUGCAAGAAGAUGUGGUCCUACUGGAGGACAGUAGCAGGACAGAUGCAUGAUGGGGGAUUUUGUUGAUGGCUACCGCUGCAUAUUCCCAGUCGUGUCUCAUCACCUGAACACACCGACACAAUCUGGACAAAGCCAAACUGCUGUAUUCAGGGCGUCCUGUCUCACAGCCAAACAGUUAGGAUUGUUUAUGAGCAAUGAGUGUGUGUGUGUGUGUGUGUGUGUGUGUGUGUGUGUGUGUGUGUGUGUGUGUGUGUG
Molecule: messenger RNA, 7120 nt
Organism: Epinephelus fuscoguttatus (brown-marbled grouper)
Lineage: Eukaryota; Metazoa; Chordata; Actinopteri; Perciformes; Serranidae
Product: serine/threonine-protein kinase 38-like
Exons: 14
Coding region: 374-1765 (463 amino acids)
Biological process (GO): peptidyl-serine phosphorylation; intracellular signal transduction
Molecular function (GO): protein serine/threonine kinase activity; ATP binding
Source: RefSeq, a predicted model, not a curated record